CAGUGAACCCCACCCGGAUUGGGCUGUUUGGAGCUCCUCCGCAGUCAGAAGGGCACGUGGUUCUUCUGGGAGUAGGGAGAUCCGGACUCUCGCUAUCUCCAACUCAGACUUUGCUCUCGGUUCUACGCCGAAGCCGCGCUGCGCGAUUUUGUUGUUUUGUUAUUGGUUUUCUGUUCUUUUGUUUGGUUUUGUCUGUGUCCGUGUUUGAAAAUAUGGGACAGUCCUUAAUUACCCCUUUGAGUCUAACUUUACAGCACUGGAGGGACGUCCAGGACAUUGCGAACAACCAGUCCGUGGAAGUCCGAAAAAGGCGUUGGGUAACUUUCUGUUCGUCUGAAUGGCCCACGUUCAACGUGGGCUGGCCGCGGGAUGGUACAUUCGACCUUACUAUUAUCUCACAGGUCAAAGCCAAAGUGAUGGACCCCGGCCCUCAUGGGCACCCAGACCAAGUUGCCUACAUCGUGACUUGGGAGGCAAUGGCAUAUGAUCCACCACCAUGGGUUAAGCCUUUUGUCCCUCCCAAACCCCCACUUCCUCCGUCUGCUCCCUCCUUACCCCCUCCACUCCUCCCCACUCCAACAGGACCCCCAUCCCGCUCAUCUCUAUAUCCGACCCUUACUGACCCCUCAAAAAUCAAACCUCCUCCUCCGCAGGUUCUGCCCGCGGGGGAUGACCUAUUGGUAGAACUCCUCACGGAGGACCCCCCCCCCUACCGAGAACAGGCCCUCCCGCCUCAGGUGGCCGACUCGACCGAUGAAAACGAGGGGCCUGCCGCGCCAUCUCCCGCUGCCCCGUCCCCCAUGGCAGCCCGCUUAAGGGGACGGCGAGACCAGCAGCUGACCGCGGAUUCUACUUCCUCUCAGGCAUUCCCUCUCCGGACCGGAGGAAAUGGCCAACUACAAUACUGGCCGUUCUCCUCCUCCGACCUAUAUAACUGGAAAAAUAACAAUCCCUCUUUUUCUGAAGACCCAGUUAGGCUGACUGCUCUAAUUGAGUCGGUCCUGAUUACUCAUCAGCCCACCUGGGAUGAUUGCCAACAAUUACUGCAGACUUUGCUGACUUCGGAGGAGAAGCAGAGAGUCCUCCUGGAGGCUCGAAAGGCGGUUCGGGGAACAGACGGACGUCCCACCCAGCUGCCUAAUGAAAUAGAUGCCGCUUUUCCCCUCGAACGUCCCAACUGGGACUUCACCACCCAGGAAGGUAGGAAUCACCUAAUUCUCUAUCGCCAGUUGCUCAUAGCGGGUCUCCAUGGGGCAGGCCGACACCCCACCAACCUGGCUAAAGUUAAACAGGUAUUGCAGGGACCAGGAGAAACUCCCUCAGCGUUCUUAGAGCGACUCAAAGAAGCCUAUCGUAGAUACACCCCUUAUGACCCAGAAGAUCCAGGGCAAGAAACUAGCGUAGCUAUGUCUUUCAUUUGGCAAUCUGCUCCGGAUAUCAAACGCAGACUCGAGCGCCUAGAAAACUUAAGGGAGAGUUCGCUCAGGGACCUACUAAAGGAGGCAGAAAGAAUUUACAAUAAGAGAGAGACUCCAGAAGAAAGGGAGGACCGUCUUAGAAAGGAGGCAGAGGAAAGAGAGGACCGUCGCAGAAAAAAAGCUGAGGAAAAGGAAAAAGAAAGGGACCGUAAGAGACAUAAAGAGAUGAGCAAACUCUUGGCCACCGUAGUUUCCAGCCAAAGACAGGGUAGACAGGAGGGAGACCGGAGGGGGCCCCAGGUGGAGAAGGACCAAUGCGCGUACUGUAAGGAAAAAGGACACUGGGUUAGAGACUGCCCCAAAAGACCGAAGGGGCCCCGAAAGCCACGACCCCAGACCUCCCUCCUAACCUUGGAAGACUAGGGGGGGUCAGGGUCAGGAGCCCCCCCCCCUGAGCCCAGGAUAACUCUUGACGUCGGGGGGCAGCCAGUCACCUUCCUGGUGGACACUGGGGCUCAACACUCUGUGUUGACCCAAAACCCCGGACCCUUGAGCGAUAAAUCCGCUUGGGUCCAGGGGGCUACCGGGGGAAGAAGAUAUCGAUGGACAACCGACCGCAAGGUACAUCUGGCUACCGGUAAGGUGACUCAUUCUUUUCUCCAUGUCCCGGAUUGCCCAUACCCAUUACUGGGAAGAGACCUGCUGACCAAAUUAAAGGCCCAGAUAUACUUUGAGAAUUCGGGGGUGCGAAUUGUGGGGCCACAAGGACAGCCCUUGCAUGUGUUAACCCUAAAUUUGGAAGAUGAAUAUCGGCUCCAUGAGCCACCUAGAGACCCCGAAACCGCACUAGAGACUUUUUGGCUGUCUAAAUUUCCCCAAGCAUGGGCAGAGACUGGGGGUAUGGGAUUGGCCACUCAACAAGCCCCCUUGAUUAUAUCGCUAAAAGCGACUGCUACCCCUGUCUCAAUCAAACAAUAUCCCAUGUCGCUUGAAGCUAAGAUGGGAAUCAGACCCCACAUACGGAGACUCCUGGACCAAGGGAUACUAACACCCUGUCAGUCCCCCUGGAAUACUCCCCUAUUACCUGUCAAAAAGCCGGGAACUGGGGACUAUCGGCCAGUCCAGGACCUCAGAGAAGUUAACAAACGGGUAGAAGACAUACAUCCCACCGUGCCUAACCCCUACAAUUUGUUAAGUGGGCUUUCCCCGUCUUAUAAUUGGUACUCAGUAUUGGACUUAAAAGAUGCAUUCUUUUGCCUGAGACUUCACCCAGAAAGCCAACCUAUAUUCGCCUUCGAAUGGAAGGACCCAGAAUUGGGGAUUUCAGGACAACUGACCUGGACCAGGCUCCCACAAGGGUUCAAAAACAGCCCCACCCUGUUCGAUGAGGCGCUACAUAGGGAUCUGGCCGAUUUCAGGAUUCAGCAUCCUACCCUGAUAUUGCUCCAAUAUGUGGAUGACCUCCUACUGGCGGCUACCUCAGAACAGGAAUGUAAGAAAGGCACAAAGGCCUUACUGCUGACCCUAGGGAACCUGGGCUAUAGAGCCUCCGCCAAAAAGGCUCAAAUUUGCCAAAAGCAGGUCACUUAUCUGGGGUACCAAAUCAAAGAAGGGCAAAGAUGGCUGACUGAGGCCAGAAAAGCGACAGUUAUGAACAUGCCUGUACCUGGGACCCCUCGGCAGCUGAGGGAGUUCCUGGGGACAGCAGGGUUCUGUCGCCUAUGGAUUCCAGGAUUUGCUGAAAUAGCAGCCCCUUUAUACCCACUCACCAAAUCAGGGACUCUGUUCAGGUGGGGCGAGGACCAACAAAAGGCAUAUCAGGAAAUAAAGCGGGCCUUACUCACCGCUCCCGCAUUAGGACUCCCAGACCUAACUAAGCCAUUUGAACUGUUUGUGGACGAAAAACAGGGUUACGCAAAAGGGGUCCUAACUCAAAAACUGGGUCCUUGGAGACGUCCUGUAGCUUAUCUCUCGAAGAAGCUCGACCCAGUGGCUUCAGGAUGGCCGCCCUGCCUGCGAAUGGUAGCGGCGAUUGCAGUCCUUACCAAGGACGCGGGUAAACUAACUCUGGGCCAGCCAUUGACCAUCCUGGCACCUCAUGCGGUGGAAGCCUUGGUUAAGCAGCCUCCGGACCGUUGGCUCUCUAAUGCCCGCAUGACCCAUUACCAAGCCAUGCUCCUGGAUACGGACCGAGUGCACUUCGGACCUGUGGUAACCCUAAACCCUGCAACCCUGCUCCCUUUGCCGGAGGGAGGGGCGGAACACGAUUGCCUCGAGAUCCUUGCGGAAAUGCACGGGACCAGACCGGACCUGACGGAUCAACCCCUCCAGAACGCUGAUUUUACCUGGUAUACAGACGGGAGCAGCUUUCUAAAAGAUGGUCAACGAAGAGCCGGGGCUGCAGUGACCACCGAAACCGAGGUAAUCUGGGCAGAAGCCCUUCCAGCCGGAACCUCUGCCCAGCGGGCUGAACUCGUGGCGCUCACCCAGGCUCUCAAGCUGGCAGAAGGUAAGAAGCUUAAUGUCUAUACUGAUAGCCGGUACGCCUUUGCCACUGCCCACAUUCACGGGGAGAUUUAUCGGAGGCGGGGACUGCUAACAUCCGAGGGCAAGGAAAUUAAAAACAAAAACGAGAUCUUGGCCUUACUAAAAGCCCUGUUUUUACCCCAAAAACUAAGUAUAAUCCAUUGCCCAGGACACCAAAAAGGGGACAGCCCCGAGGCCCGAGGCAACCGAAUGGCUGACGGGGCCGCACGAGAGGCCGCUAUAGGCAUGACGCCAGGCGCCUCACAAGUCCUCACGAUUGCCCCAGAAGAUACCAACGCCCCUCCUUUACAUUGUCCCUUCCACUAUACCAGAGAGGACACGGAGAUACUAAAAAGAAUGGGGGCUUCUCAUGAUUCGGCCAGAGGGCAUUGGGUCUUCCAAGGCAGAUCCGUGGUGCCCACAAAACAGACUUUCGAACUGAUAGAUUAUUUACACAAGCUGACUCACCUUAGUCCUCGGAAAAUGAAAACUCUCCUAGACAGAGAAGAAAGCUUCCAUUAUUUGCUAGGCAGAGACAAAAUCCUACAACAAGUAGCUGAUGCCUGCAGGGCAUGCGCUCAGGUCAAUGCUGGAAAAUCCAAAUUCGGGACAGGAAUCCGGGUACAAGGACACCGACCGGGUACCCAUUGGGAAAUUGAUUUCACUGAAAUUAAGCCUGGACAAUAUGGAUACAAAUAUCUGUUGGUAUUUGUUGACACCUUCUCCGGAUGGGUGGAAGCCUACCCGACCAAACAUGAAACAGCCAAGAUAGUGACCAAGAAGCUGUUGGAAGAGAUUUUCCCCAGGUACGGCAUGCCCCAGGUACUGGGAACCGACAAUGGGCCCGCCUUUGUCUCCCAGGUAAGUCAGUUGGUGGCCAAGCUCUUGGGGAUUGAUUGGAAAUUACAUUGUGCUUACCGACCCCAAAGUUCAGGACAGGUAGAGAGGAUGAAUAGAACAAUCAAGGAGACUCUAACUAAAUUAACGCUUGCAACUGGCACUAGAGAUUGGGUACUCCUACUACUCCUAGCCCUUUAUCGUGCCCGCAACACUCCAGGACCUCAUGGACUUACUCCCUUUGAGAUAUUAUAUGGGGCGCCCCCGCCCCUCAUUAAUUUUUUUGACCCCGAUAUUUCAGACUUUGCUAACAGUCCCUCUUUGCAAGCUCACUUACAGGCACUCCAGGCCGUGCAGAGGGAAGUCUGGAAGCCACUUGCUGCCGCUUACAAAGACCAGCUGGACAGACCAGUGAUACCCCACAACUACCAAAUUGGUGACGCGGUUUGGGUCCGCAGACAUCGGACUAAGAAUUUGGAACCCCGUUGGAAGGGACCCUACGCUGUGCUGCUGACUACUCCGACCGCUCUCAAGGUCGACGGCAUUGCGGCCUGGGUCCACGCCUCCCACGUAAAAGCGGCCCGACCGGACGAGAAAACAUCAGAAUCAUCAUGGAAGGUUCAACGUUCUCAAAACCCUCUAAAGAUAAGACUUACUCGGGAGCCCCCCUAA
Messenger RNA from Arvicola amphibius (Eurasian water vole), 5453 nucleotides. RefSeq lists its product as uncharacterized. Gene Ontology annotation, molecular function: zinc ion binding; nucleic acid binding; aspartic-type endopeptidase activity. The record is from RefSeq and is a predicted model, not a curated record. NCBI's taxonomy places the organism in Eukaryota, Metazoa, Chordata, Mammalia, Rodentia, Cricetidae. Gene Ontology annotation, biological process: virion assembly; proteolysis; DNA integration. The transcript has a single exon.